Messenger RNA from Aegilops tauschii subsp. strangulata, 1499 nucleotides. The record is from RefSeq and is a predicted model, not a curated record. Lineage: Eukaryota; Viridiplantae; Streptophyta; Magnoliopsida; Poales; Poaceae.
CCUCCCUCCCUGCCUGCCUCAUCCAUCCGUCCAUCUACCUCUGCCCUUAUAAGUCGAGACCCCGCGUUAGAUCGCACGGGAGGCAGUUGUUGGGUUUCAUAGGCCAAGGUUGUCUCACUUCCGGAAGGCCGGCCGUGGUCCGAGUCUUUCUUUGGUUACUAGAAAUAGCGGCGCCGGUGGUAAAGCUGCAGCAGGGAUCUUGUCUGUCGGCCGGCCGGCCAGGAAUGUGCAGCAUGCAGGCAGAGCAUUGCCAGUACAUGACGGAGCCUGAGCAGAUGUAUCACCAGCAGCAGCAGCAGUUCCACGAUCACAGGCAGCACAUGUCCUCGAGGCCUAGCUUGUCCCCGGAGAAUAAGUUCUUCAUGAAAGGCCAAGGAGGGGCAGGAGCAGGAGGAGGAGGAGAUGCGGGGCUCAUCCUGUCGACGGAUGCGAAGCCUCGGCUCAAGUGGACUCCUGAGCUGCACGAGCGUUUUGCGGAUGCGGUGAAGAAGCUAGGAGGGCCUGACAAAGCUACGCCGAAGGCGAUCAUGAGGGUCAUGGGAAUCCCGGGACUAACUCUGUACCAUCUCAAGAGCCAUCUCCAGAAAUUCAGACUUAGCAAGAAUCUCCAAGCGCAAGCUAAUGCCGUCCAUGCAAAAAAUGUUUAUGGCUUCGGCACAGCGACAGAUAAAGCAUGUGAAGGGCGUGGAUCACCAGCUGAUCACCUGAACAGAGAGACGAACACUAGCAGGUCUAUGCACAUAAACGACGCUCUCCAAAUGCAAAUUGAGGUCCAGAGACGACUGCAUGAGCAAAUAGAGGUACAAAGGCACCUGCAGCUCCGGAUCGAAGCCCAGGGGAAGUACCUGCACUCCGUGCUGGAGAAGGCGCAGGAGGCGCUCGGGAAGCAGCACGUCGUCGCCGGCCUCGAAGCGGCGGAGCCCACGCAGCGGCUGCCGGAGCUAGCCUCGUCGGUGAGACGAGGCCUGCUCCAGAACGACGGUUCGGCCGACGACAGCUGCCUGACCGCGUCCGAGGACAUCCUCUCCAUGGGUCUCUCCGCCUCUGCCACCCGGAGAGGCUGCGGCGCGCCGUUCGAAACUUCGGCGAGCGCGAGCCGCGAGGAGGAUGGGGAGUGCUACCUGUUUCUCGGCAAGCCUGAGGGGCGGCGUGAGGUCAGGAGGGACGGGUGCAGCGGUGGCGCGGCGUUCGGGACGGCGGCGGAGCUGGACCUCAGCAUCGGCGUCGUCGCCGCGAGCAGCAGGCGGCGGCCGGACGGCGGCGAGAGGCUUGACCUGAACGGAUCAGGCUGGAACUGAGUGAGAGGAGCUAAUUGAGAUGCAUGCAUGCCGUGCAUGGCGGAAGCGAAACAUGAUCAUGCAGAGUUUCAGAAGCAGGUGCAUCCGUGCAUGGAAAACCAGAACGGCAGGACAAGAUUGACACGUGGUGCCCUCCUGUAAUGUCUCACAGUCUGUAUGCUGCAGCUGUGACUCGGUGAAAUAGUCAUUUUUCUGUCACGA